AUGUAUGACGUAUACAAGUUUAAGGUUCAUGCAUUAUCUGUGGAGGAACAAAUUAAAAGAGUGGAACUGAGACUUCAUCAGAACAAAGAAUCGAUAAGUCGCAAAACAAAAGUUAAAUACGUAAUCAAACAAAACGGGCAUUCAAUUUUAAAGUACCAUUCAAAGGAAAAUGUUGAAGUGGACGGGAAAUAUUCCGUUGUAAAUUUAUCAACGACUAUUAAGUCACUGAUUAACCAGGUUCAUGGUAACAUUACUAUAAAAGUAUCUAUCAAGAAAAAUAUAAAAUUUGAACCGUCAAAUAAAAGUCGCAAACUGAGGCGAGAAGAAAGCGAAACUAAAAAUGACGCUUUAUUAAUUAUUUUUUCUGAAGAUAAGGGAUUUCUUCACCAAAUGUACGAAAAAAUUAUGCAAAUGAACCCUGCAGAACAAUUAUCGCGAUCCAAACGUGCAAUACAGAAAAGAGAGAAAAAGAAAAAUAGAACGAAAGGAAAAAGAAAACGAAAAAUGUGCCAAUUACAAGAUUUUGACGUUGAUUUUAAUCAUUUAGGAUGGGGACAAUGGAUUGUAUACCCUAAAGUAUUCAAUGCAAAAAUAUGUACAGGUGUUUGUAAAUCCCCAGUGGAUGAAAAGUUUACACCAACGAAUCAUGCCAUGCUGCAAAGUUUAAUGAGACUUGGUCAACCGAAGGCCGCACCUAUGCCAUGCUGUGUACCAACCAAAUUAAAGCCCCUUAAACUGUUAUAUUAUGAACAAGACGAAAUAGUCGUUCGUUUACAUGAUGAUAUGGUUGCGGAUUCUUGUGGAUGUCGAUGA
Mytilus californianus (California mussel) is the source of this 813-nucleotide messenger RNA. RefSeq names its product nodal homolog. Gene Ontology annotation, molecular function: type I activin receptor binding; growth factor activity; cytokine activity. Gene Ontology annotation, biological process: SMAD protein signal transduction; BMP signaling pathway. The record is from RefSeq and is a predicted model, not a curated record. Gene Ontology annotation, cellular component: extracellular region. The transcript has a single exon. The coding region runs from base 1 to 813 and encodes 270 amino acids. NCBI's taxonomy places the organism in Eukaryota, Metazoa, Mollusca, Bivalvia, Mytilida, Mytilidae.